Messenger RNA from Drosophila guanche, 1448 nucleotides. Its product is annotated as protein suppressor of variegation 3-7. The record is from RefSeq and is a predicted model, not a curated record. Gene Ontology annotation, molecular function: DNA binding. The coding region runs from base 163 to 1296 and encodes 377 amino acids. Lineage: Eukaryota; Metazoa; Arthropoda; Insecta; Diptera; Drosophilidae. The transcript is spliced from 2 exons.
UCUAAUUGUAUAAGUUUUGUGUAUUUCUAAAAACUACGUUUUCUGUCAAUCAAUUAAUCGCAUAUUUAUUUGCGACACCAUAUUUGAUCGAUAGUGCCAUCAUUGGUUUUGCAACCCUAAUACUGCACUCAAAUUUGUUUAUAUUUUGCAAAAACUGCAUUAAUGGCCAACCUACAGUUAACUCAGGAAAAACUCGAUGCACUGCGCUCAGAGUACAGACCGCGCAGACCGUGCGCCCUUCUGAAGUACCCGAGACCGAAAACAAAACCGGAAUACCAAGCGAUAUAUCCAUGGCUGCUGCCGGACGAGACGGAUCCACACUUUGUGUUCUGCGCGGUGUGCGAGUGCCGCCUCAGUUGCAAGCGCUCCGAUCUGGGCAAGCACGAGGGCAGCAUCAAGCACUCGGAGAACGCGACCCGCAAGUCCCUGGUGCAAAAUACUGAGACAUAUGCAGAGGAGUCGUCCGGGGCCAUAAAGUGGGAUUAUUCCGACUUCGAGGAGGGUCCGACGUCGUAUGGUACAGGCCAAGAAAAGGAAGAGAAUGAUGAUGAAGACGCCGACGCCGAGAUUCGCGAUGCCGAUGCCGAUGGAGAUGGCGAUGCCGAUGCAGAGGUCGAGGAUGAUGAAACCGACCCAAAUGGAGAUGGCGAUGCAGAUGCAGGUGCCCAGAACGAUAACGAGACAGAGCCAGCAUCCAAGAAGCAGCGCCACAUAUCCGAAAGUGAUUCGCAACAUUCCGGCAUGCUGGACUACUUGCCACUCCACGUGACCAUCAAUGAGCCCGGCGCUCCGCACCCUCCAGCUGCCACGGUGCCGCAGCCAUGCCGCAUCACCAUCAAGCAGGUGCCGGCGCUCGUGGCGCAAAUGGCUGCACAGUCCACGCCACCAAACAUGGCUCAGGCGAAUGAGAUUACGUCCAAGGCUACCAUCACGCCCAUAGCAGCCUCCGGCAGCUGCUUCACACCAGCCACGCGUCUGCCGCAGUCGUACGCAUCCCGGCAGCCGCAGUCGUACCAGCUGCAGCAUUUCUCCACCCCUACCCCGCCGCGCGACUCCCUGGAGCUGUUUUUCGACAGCGUCUGCGCCACCGUCAAGUCGCUACCGCCAAAGCUAGCCACCGAGGGCAAGAUCCGUGUCAUGCAGUUGAUCGGAGAGCUGGAGCUUCGCGCAUUCAGCGACCAGGAAUGCUCGCUUGCCGCUCAAUCUAGUCUCGAUCUCGCCGCCAGUGCAGUGGCUACGCCUGAUACGCCCGGCAGCAGCCAGCAAAAUGCAACAGUGGCAUCCACGACAAAGUAGCGCGCCAGCGACCACACUCAACCCAUGGAAUCAGUUCAAAACAAGGCUCAAGUCGAGCAGCUGCUUGCUUUCUGGUGCUUUCAUCAGGUUACAUUUUAUAAGUUUGUUAAUCGAUUUUCAUUAAUAAAUUUAUUUAUUAAUUGUUAUUUUAA